AUGAUGCAACAUCGCAUGCUGUCCAAAGACGAUGAAGUCGCCGUUGGCGGCGGCGAGGAUAACGAGGUUCGUCGCGAGGACCAAGAGAAGAUCAAUCGGUUCAGUCGACUGCAUCAGCGAGAAUCCGUACUGGAGGAGCAGUUGAAGGCGAAGCAGAAAGAUAAAGAAGAUCUAGAGGAAGUUUCAACGGAAUUGGAACUAGCUGAUGAGGAUGAAUUGGUUCCGUAUAAAAUCGGAGACUCAUUCUUUCAACUCCCUUUGGAAGAAGCACAGACUCUUCUCGCAACUUCCACGGAGCAGAUUGAUUCCGAGGUCUCGAGUUUGGAGGAUAAUCUGGGCGAUUUGCGCGACGAGAUGCAGCAGUUAAAGGUCGCGCUGUACGCGCGGUUUGGUCGGAGUAUUAACCUGGAAACUUGA
Messenger RNA from Aspergillus tanneri, 417 nucleotides. Its product is annotated as tubulin-binding prefolding complex subunit GIM3. Gene Ontology annotation, biological process: protein folding. Gene Ontology annotation, cellular component: cytoplasm; prefoldin complex. The record is from RefSeq and is a predicted model, not a curated record. Bases 1 to 417 code for a protein of 138 amino acids. Lineage: Eukaryota; Fungi; Ascomycota; Eurotiomycetes; Eurotiales; Aspergillaceae. The transcript is spliced from 4 exons.